UAAGUAUAUUAGCUGCUGUUGUUAUUGCUAAUAAUAGUAAUAUGCCCAUUUCUGGGUGGGGACAUUGGCCAAUGCAGAGCUUGUACUCAGGAGGCCACCAGGGCCUGUCAGGCAGAGGGCCUGUCAGUGGUAUCCUGUUGCAACAGGCAGUUUAGUUAGGAAAUGGCUAAAGUACUCGUUAGGAAGGACUAGAAUGAGGCUUCCCACUGGCCAGUACAGGGGGCAAAGCUGGGAUCCAGGGCUGGGGAAUUUUAGAAUCUGGGUUGUGAUUCAACAUAAGGAAGAAGGCUCUGGCGCUUGGAUCUGCCCCCAAAAGGAAGGGAUAGCUCUUGAGCUGGAAGGCUCUUCCCUUCUGAGCACCUGCCAGUGCUGAGCAGGGUUUAGAGACUGCAGACUCCGCAGUGAUUGAGGGGGACAGCAUCCUUAGAUUCUGGUUGGUUAGAAAGGUGAUAAACCAGUGAACAGAUGUGAACACAAGACCUAUGGUGAAUAAAAUUAGGCUAGUGUGGUGGGGUGGGGAUGUAGGCCCUUUAGGGAGAUGACAUGGGAAAUGAAACCUGAUUGAUAAGGAAGAGCCAGUUCUGGGCAGAGGGAAUGGCCAGUGCAGAGACCCUGAGUGGGGAGAGAAGGCCCACAUGACUGGAGCACAGUGAAUGGCUGGGAAAUGAAAUUGGUGGGGAGCAGUAGCUAAGGACUAAAGUCUGGCCUGAUGCUCCACCCCAUUUUGGGGGUCACUUGUCCUCCUUUUUUUUUUUUUUUUUUUGAGACAAGUCUCACUCUGUUACCCAGGCUGGAGUGCAGUGGUGGGAUCUUGGCUCACCACAAUCUCCGCAUCCUGGGUUCAAGUGAUUCUUCUGACUCAGCCUCCCAAGUAUCUGGGACUACAGGCGUGUGCCGCCAUGCCCGGCUGGUUUUUGUGUUUUUAGUAGAGAAAGGGUUUCACUAUGUUGGCCAAGCUGGUCUCAAAUUCCUGACCUUGUGAUGCGCCUGCCUUGGCCUCCCAAAGCGUGAGCCACCUCGACCAGCCACUUUCGCCUCCUCCAAGCCCACUCAGCCUUUGGUUUGCCCUCUGCACAGUGCACAUUGUACUUGACCUUGGUUCAUCCCCGGUCAGCUCCUGGGGCUCUGAGAUCUUGGUGUGCUCAUUCUUGGCUCUCCCAUUGUUCAGGGGACACUGCCUGGCUCCCAGGGGGUCCUCAGUAAAUGCUUGUGGUAUGACUAUUGAGGGAGGCAUUUUGAUCUAGGACAAGCGGGGGAACAGAUACCUGUCUGAAGAUGUUAUGAAUCAUUUGUGGGCACCACGUGGUGCCAGACUCUGGCCCCUGUUCUGAGAACCGGACGGGGAAGACCUGGGCGCUCAGGUUGGGUCUGACUGUGGUAGGUGGUAUUUGGCCCUUCCUACCCUUCCUUCCUCCUUAGCAGUGAGCUGGUAGGGAGAAAAGACAAGGCUGGGGGAAACUACAGACCCAUUUCCGGGGAUGGAAGGAUGACACUGUCACCCUGGAAAGCAGGUGUAGUCCAUGGGCUGGGGCACAUUGGAAGCCUCGUCUUACUUUCUGUUUAGGGUUAGAGGUGCUCUAGAUGUUUCAGUCUGCCCUCCCUUUCCUCCUUCUCUCCCGUGGCCUUUUCCUGCUCCCCUACAGCAUUGGGAGGGAGGGGUGUUGGCAAUGUUGUAAGGGGAGAGCCUGGGUGCUAUGGGCCGGAGGACCUCACCUUGGCCUGGGGACCUCAGGCAGAGGUCAGGAGUGUGAGGAAUCCCAUUGCCCACCCUCUGGGGUCCUCCUCCUCUCUGCCCCUCCUAGCUUCCAUCAUCUCUUUCUUUUUUCUCAGACCUCAUUUCAGUCUGAGGGGCAGUCCAAUAGCUAGUGAAGACAUGGUCUUGCCCUCACUCUGGGGUGUGGUUGAAACGAAAGAGCUCUGGAGGGGGUGGAAGAAGAGAAGUGGAGAUGUGGGUCAGGGGGCCCUGGCUGAGGGGGGCUUUGGCUCAGUGGGUUUGGGGGAGAGGCUGGGGUGAAGCACACAGUUAGCUUCCACCCUGGAAGGAGAGGUCCGCUGCCCAGUGCUGCCUUGGACUAGGAACUAGGGUCUGGGGCUAGCUCUUAUGUGUGUGUCCUCAUGGAACUUCUCCUAAUAAUGGUAUGCAGCAGAUGUGCACAUCCAGCACUGUUAUAAGUCUUUUACACGUUAACUUGUUUUAAGCCUGCUGAUAACCCUGUGAUUGUUAAUUUUAGAGAUGUCAUCAUUUCUACAGAUGAGGAGUAUGAGGUACAAAGAGAUUAUAUAAUUCAUCCAAGGUGACAAGCAGUGGAACCAGGAUUCGAACCCAGACAGUCUGGGAUCCCGCAUCUGCUCUGCUUUAAGUUGGGCUUCCCAUUUGGGGACUGGUGACCCAUCCCAGAAGAUUUCUGAGAGUCCUCAUUGCUCUGAUUAUAAGGCUGGGCUGCCUGAUUCAGGGGCAUGGAGCCCCUGCUUUUUAGGGGCCUCUGAGGCUUUAGGGCCCAAACUGGAGCCCCUAAAGGAGAGAAGGGUUUUCCGCUUUUUCCUCACGAUAGCUCUCUUCCUGUGCCUGUAACAUGCCCUUUUGGACGCUCAAAGGCCGAGAGCCGGGAGGGGUAUGAGGCAGAGGGGCGAGGUGCUGAUAUGUCUGUAUGGCUCUGAAAUGCUGUCAGCAGCUCCUGGCCACACCCUACACCCCUGGAAGCAGAUUGCCCAGGCCCCCAGGCUCUGAUGCCUAAUCCAGGGAAGUUCUUGGGCUGGCUUGUUCUCCUUUUGUGGCCUGGGUCCUGCCACUGCUCCCAUUCCUGUGUGUCCUGGCCAUGCUGUCUCCAGGGAAUGUGCUUGCUACUCACAUCCACUCUCUCUCUGUAGGCCUCCACAAUGGACAGAGGCCAGGCCCUGCCCCUCCCAGGCAGCCUGGCUCCUGCUGGGCCCUGCAGGCUGAAGGGAUAAUGUGUGUUGGCCAAGGCCUGUUGGUCCAUCCGGAGUCAGAUGCCCUGUAUCCAAGCCCAAUAUGGGACACCAGCACCAAGUCCAGGACCCCGUGACCACCUGGCAAGUGACCCCGUGACCCCUGAGUUCAUCAAGCCCACCAUGGACCUGGCCAGCCCUGAGGUGGCUCCCACUGCCCCGACUACCCUGCCCAGCUUCAGCACCUUCAUGGACGGCUACACAGGAGAGUUUGACACCUUCCUCUACCAACUGCCAGGAACAGUCCAGCCAUGCUCCUCAGCCUCUUCCUCGGCCUCCUCCACAUCCUCAUCCUCAGCCACCUCCCCUGCCUCUGCCUCCUUCAAGUUCGAGGACUUCCAGGUGUACGGCUGCUACCCUGGCCCCCUGAGCGGCCCAGUGGAUGAGGCCCUGUCCUCCAGCGGCUCUGACUACUAUGGCAGCCCCUGCUCGGCCCCAUCGCCAUCCACGCCCAGCUUCCAGCCGCCCCAGCUCUCUCCCUGGGACGGCUCAUUCAGCCAUUUCUCGCCCAGCCAGACUUACGAAGGCUUGCGGGCAUGGACAGAGCAGCUGCCCAAAGCCUCUGGGCCCCCACAGCCUCCAACCUUCUUUUCCUUCAGCUCUCCCACCGGUCCCAGCCCCAGCCUGGCCCAGAGCCCCCUGAAGUUGUUCCCUUCACAGGCUGCCCACCAUCUGGGGGAGGGAGAGAGCUAUUCUGUGCCGACAGCCUUCCCAUGCUUGGCACCCACUUCUCCACACCUUGAGGGCUCGGGGAUACUGGAUGCACCCAUGACUUCAACCAAAGCCCGGAACGGGGCCCCAGGUGGAAGUGAAGGCCGCUGUGCUGUGUGUGGGGACAAUGCGUCGUGCCAGCAUUACGGUGUCCGGACCUGUGAGGGCUGCAAGGGCUUCUUCAAGCGCACAGUGCAGAAAAACGCCAAGUAUAUCUGCCUGGCCAACAAGGACUGCCCUGUGGACAAGAGGCGGCGAAACCGCUGCCAGUUCUGCCGCUUCCAGAAAUGCCUGGCCGUGGGCAUGGUGAAGGAAGUUGUACGAACAGACAGCCUGAAGGGGCGGAGGGGCCGGCUACCUUCAAAACCCAAGCAGUCCCCAGAUGCCUCCCCUGCCAAUCUCCUCACCUCCCUGGUCCGUGCACACCUGGACUCAGGGCCCAGCACUGCCAAACUGGACUACUCCAAGUUCCAGGAGCUGGUGCUGCCCCACUUUGGGAAGGAAGAUGCUGGGGAUGUGCAGCAGUUCUACGACCUGCUUUCCGGUUCCCUGGAGGUCAUCCGCAAGUGGGCGGAAAAGAUCCCUGGCUUUGCGGAGCUGUCACUGGCUGACCAGGACCUGUUGCUGGAGUCAGCCUUCCUGGAGCUCUUCAUCCUCCGCCUGGCAUACCGGUCUAAGCCAGGCGAGGGCAAGCUCAUCUUCUGCUCAGGCCUGGUGCUGCACCGGCUGCAGUGUGCCCGUGGCUUUGGCGACUGGAUUGACAGCAUCCUGGCCUUCUCAAGGUCCCUGCACAGCUUGGUUGUUGAUGUCCCUGCCUUCGCCUGCCUGUCUGCUCUUGUCCUCAUCACCGACCGGCAUGGGCUGCAGGAGCCACGGCGGGUGGAGGAACUGCAGAACCGCAUCGCCAGCUGCCUGAAGGAGCACGUGGCGGCUGUGGCAGGUGACCCCCAGCCGGCCAGCUGCCUGUCACGUCUGCUGGGUAAACUGCCUGAGCUGCGGACCCUGUGCACCCAGGGCCUGCAGCGCAUCUUCUACCUCAAGCUGGAGGACUUGGUGCCCCCUCCACCUAUCAUCGACAAGAUCUUCAUGGACACGCUGCCCUUCUGACCCCCGUCUGGGAACACACGUGCACAUGUGCACUCUCAUAUGCCACCCCACGUGCCUUUAGUCCACGGACCCCCAGAGCACCCCCAAGCCUGGGCUUGAGCUGCAGAAUGACUCCACCUUAUCACCUGUUCCAGGAGGUUUGCAGGGAGCUCAAGCCCUCGGGGAGGGGGAUGCAUUCAUGGGGGUGACCCCACGAUUUGUCUUACCCUGCAGCCUGGCCCUGGCCUUUAUGUUUUUUGUAAGAUAAAAAAAUGUUUUUAACACAUACUGCCGUGCUGUAAAUAAGCCCAGGAAGAAAGAGAUUGAGGUGGGAGUGGGGGGAGGAGGAAGGGACGGGCUCCACUAGCCUGGGCAGCCUUUCCAGCCUCCUGCUGGCUCUCUCUUCCUACCCUCCUUCCACAUGUAUAUAAACUGUCACUCUAGAAAGAAGACAAAUGACAGAUUCUGACAUUUAUAUUUGUGUAUUUUCAUGGAUUUAUAGUAUGUGACUUUUCUGAUUAAUAUAUUUAAUAUAUUGAAUAAAAAAUAGACAUGUAGCUGGAA
This is a messenger RNA of Callithrix jacchus (white-tufted-ear marmoset), 5328 nucleotides long. Lineage: Eukaryota; Metazoa; Chordata; Mammalia; Primates; Cebidae. The record is from RefSeq and is a predicted model, not a curated record.